This is a messenger RNA of Amphibalanus amphitrite, 1335 nucleotides long. RefSeq names its product glutamate receptor 4-like. The transcript has a single exon. Gene Ontology annotation, molecular function: glutamate-gated receptor activity. Bases 1 to 1335 code for a protein of 444 amino acids. NCBI's taxonomy places the organism in Eukaryota, Metazoa, Arthropoda, Thecostraca, Balanomorpha, Balanidae. Gene Ontology annotation, cellular component: membrane. The record is from RefSeq and is a predicted model, not a curated record.
AUGGAUCGAAUGGAAGUUGUUGGACCAGCAGCUCAGAACCUGUCCGAGCUCAAGGGAUCCUGCGGAGAGGGUCUGACGCGCGAGCUGCGAGUGACGGCCAUCCACGACCCUCCGUACUUCAUCAUCACUGAGCGGGAGGACGGCUCGCUGCUCUACGACGGCUACCUGUUCCAGCUGUGGCAGGUCGUGGCCAGCCAGCUGUGCCUGCGGUACCGCAUGGUGCCCCUACUGACGGGAGGUUACGGCAGUCUCGCCAAGAACGGCACAUGGGUGGGCAUGGUGGGAGAGCUAGCCUACGGGCGGGCCGACGUGGCGCUCACCUGGGUGCUGUUCCGCGAGGACCGGGCCACAGUGGUGGACUACGUGGAAGCCGUGCCGGUGCAGCAGAACCAGUACACGUUCUACGUGCCUCAGAGCUCCGGAGAGGUGCCACCACUCACGCUGGACAUGUAUAACGCCCUCUGGCAGCCGCUACACCUACACGUCUGGUGGACGCUGGUCGCCUUUCUGUUCCUCAUCGCAGCGGUGCUGCGUCUCUCCUGCCGCGUCGGCAGUACCACCAGCGAGACAAACCCUCAGAUGACCGAGAUGGGCUGGAGCGCCUGUCUGCUCGCCAGCCUCAUGACAUUCGUCUCGCAGGGGUGGGCCUAUACACCCGGCUCGCCGGCCGCCCGCACCGUGGCUCUCUCCAGCUGGAUGCUGGGUCUGCUCAUCUACAGCACGUACACGGCCAACCUGAUCUCCCACCUGACUGUCACCACGGCCGAGCGUUCCAUCACCAGUCUGGAGCAGUUUUCCAAGCAGCGCGGCUGGGUACUGGCAGCGGAGCCAGGGCUCGGGGUCCUGAACGACUGGAAAACCAGCAGCAGCGUCUACGAACGGGAGCUGUUUGAGCGGACUGUCACAGGGGAGGGCUACGUCAAGCUAGACGUCUCCAAGGAGGUGGUCCACCGCACCAUCCAGCCCAAAGUUCUCACCUACAUCGACAUCACCAAGCUGUUCUACGCUCUGGGUACCGAGGCCUGUACUCUAGUACCCCUGCUGGACAACCUGCCUCCCAAGGCGCGUAACUUCAUGCUAGUAGCCAAGGGCCUUGACCGAGAGAGGCAGGCCAUCACCAGCGCCAUGAUGCGGAUGAAGGAAGCGGGUGUCAUGCAGCGUGUGAAGCGCCAGUGGAUAUCGUCGGGUGACCUGUGCACACCGUCCACGGAGACGCGCUCGAUGACCUUCGGUGACCUGCUGGCCGUGCUGUCGAUCGUACCGGCCGCGGUGACCUGCAGUGUCGCUGUGCUCGUGUUUGAGUGGGUGCGUUACGCGCUGGACGGUCGUCGGUGA